CAGUGUAGCACACGGAAGCGCGCCGUUACAGUUUCCAGCUGAUGACAAACUGAUUGUUGUUGAAAGAUUCGGACACAAUGAUACAUUUCUGUUCUAGAAGCGAACAGCUAAAAUAAGUUUCAUUUGUUAUAACAGAUGAAAUGAAGUGUCUCUUGGUGGCCAACGAGAGUGCAGAGGUGCUGUUCUACUGGACUGAUGCAGAGUUCGAGCAGCGCAUUCAAGAGCAGUAUGGAGUUUCCCAAGAGGAAGGACAAAGUCCGCCUGCAUUUGAAGAUAGCAUCAACACUCUCUUUGCGCCCAUCAUCAUCUCCUGCAGCACUAUGGUGGACAGACUUGGGGACAAUUACACGUCUUUCUGCACAGAAGACAAUCAAGUCUAUGUUUUGCAUCAGUUUGAGGAGUGUUUGUACAUUGCUGUGAAUGGAGAUGGAGAUGAGUCAGAAGAGGACUUAAAGAGAAAGAUCCAUGUGAUGAAGAAACUCAUAAGUAUUAUGUUUGGGAUGGUGACGCUCAGCAGUGCUCUCUUGAGGAAAGAAUUGCGCCCUCAAAACACAGAGCAAAGGAACCAGUUGUGGAAGAAACUGCGCAGCCUCCUGGAAACAUACAGCCACCUACGAGAGCAGGACCAGAGCUUUUUAGUUGAGGCGGUGGAGAGGUUGAUCCACCCCACCCUGUGUGAGCAGUGUAUUGAGUUUCUGGAGCGUCGACUGGUGCAGCAGAUUAACAGCAGUGUGGAGAGAGCAGGAGAGGAAGUGCUGCAUGCUUUCAUACUGGUGCACACCAAACUACUCGCCUUCUACUCCAGUCGUAAUGCAAGCAGUCUAACCAUCUCUGAUCUUCUGGCUCUGAUCAUCCUGGUGCAGGAUCUCUAUCCCAGCAAAAUCGACCUGGAUGACACAACUUCUGAGGAGUUUGAGAGGAUUUCAGUUCCUGAUGUAUACUACACGCCAGAGCCCUCUCCUCCUGACCAGGAAUCAGUCCAAACAAGAGGUGACAGCCCUCCUGUCUUCCAGUUUGUUGAUCCUGAUAUUCAGAUGGCGGAGGACAGUCUGCAAACUCUUGAAGUUCCAACCCCUGACACUUUGGCCCCGUCAAGAGUAUUCCUGGAAGCCACACUGAAAGAGGGCCUCUUUCCAAUGAUGCCUCACUCCAUGUACUGCUUGCCUCUCUGGCCUGGAAUCACACUAGUGCUACUCACCAAGAUCCCCAACAGUCAGGUGGCAAUGUCUGUUUACUACUAUCUGGAUACAUUUGUGAAUCUGGAGAAGAGGUUAUGUGAGGGGCAGGAGGGAGCCGCAGCCAUGCGGGGUCAGCCUUCUGUCCAGGACAUCCGGGUCAAACUGGACAAGUUCAUCAAAAACUUGGUCAGCAUGGACAUUCAGACCUCCCAACUUCAAAAUGUGUGGACAGACUUUAAGAACAAAGUCUUCACCAGAUCUGCAUCUGGAGUCACAAGAGAGUUGCUGCCCUCCUGUCGUAACAUGAAGACUCAGUUGUGUGGGGUGUACAGACAGUGUUUUGCUGCUAAAUGCAUGAGCAGCAGUCAGCGAUUGUCUCCUCAUCUUCAAGAACGAGCUCUACACAUGGUCCAAGAGAAGUUGUUGGACUGGAAGGAUUUUCUGCUGGUGAAAAGCAAAAGAAACAUCACAAUGGUGUCAUACCUGGAGGAGUUUCCUGGUCUCAUCCACUUUAUUUAUGUGGAUCGUUCAUCUGGACAUAUGAUCGCACCCUCUCUAAAUGUGACUGAUCGCACCGUCUCCGAGCUCGGAAAGGGGCCUCUAGCACGCUUCAUAAAGAACAAGAUAUGGGGCCUUGUGGCAACAGCCCGGCGAUACCUGCAAAAGGGUUACACCACUGUCACUCACAGAGAUGGAGAUUAUUUCUACUGUUACUUCCUGUGGUUUGAGAAUGAAACGGGUUACAAACUGGAAGUGAUAGACAUACCCAGCCUCCCAGAGGACUAUGCUCCAAUAGGAAUGCUCGCCUUGGAUUAUUAUAAGAAACUUCUGCGAUAUUACAGCAAAAGUCAUCAGAAUGAGGUGGUGAAGUGUUAUGAACUGCUGACUCUGCAUCUAGGUGUGAUCCCCAAUGAAUACAUCCUUCAGCAUUGCAGUCAGCUGGCCCGCAAGCUCUGGGAGCCCUCCCGUAUUCCCCUCCUGUGAACCACACUCAGGGGUCCUCAGAGGAUUUCUGCCAUGUUCACUUAUUCAAUAGGUGAUCUGUUAUCUAGAGAAAGAGUUUCCUGCACUUUUAGCACUUCUCAUUUAAGUUAUUUGUAAAAAAAUAACAUUGUGCUAAGAAACCAAACAUUGUGUUUCUUUUGCUUACAGUGAACUGAGUGUGAUAUGCAAGUGAAUAGAGUCAAUAUUGUUGAGAAAUUACGAUUCUUAUUAUUUAAAUGUUAUGGUGCUCGUCGGACCAAUUAAAAAAUCCGGACCAAUUAUUGUAAUUUUAUUGUUUUUUAUUAUUUAGAUUUCAUCAGAUUUCUGGCUCAAUGAAAAUGAGUAUGUUCGAUGCAUUUAGAGCUCCUGUAUAUUGACUGCCAUAUCUGGAAAGAAACAGAAUUUAGUAUACUUUAUUUCAUAAAAUUAUGUAAAAGACAGUUGAUGAAAACGCAUUCUUUUAUCAUUAUUAAUCUCUCUGUUUUUACAACAGUUUUAUUGGGACAGUUUUUGUAACUGUGCAGAAAAUAUAUUGUUAUCCUCAAUGUUUUGGAGGUACAGCAGAUGUUGUGUAUUUAACAGAAAUACAUCCAUAGUUUUUUAAAGCUACAAAACAUUCCCAAUAUUUUUUCCACUGCAUUAAGUUAAAAAUUAAGUAAUAAAAAAUGUAAUGAUAGCAAAUUGAUAAUGAAGACAGAAAGUGUCCGUUUUUGACCCUUCGCGGCUUAUUUUAAUGUCUCUAAACAGAUCAUGUGAGAUUUCACAGGACAUAUUUAUUGAGAACAGUGCAGAAUAAUUGACAUAAUAUUGCUGAGAUAUAUAGUGUUUUGUAAAAAAAAAAAAAAAAACAUUUUAUGUAACAUACAAUAUUAUCAUUUUCCGAGCUAAAUAAAAUACAAUGGAAUAUUUUGUCAUCUUUCAUAAAAAAAUGAUAUAUAUAUAAUUUAUGUGGAUUAUAGUCACUUUUGGUUUUCAAUUUAAUUAAAUUACUUUUUUGAAAGCUAAUUAAAUUUUUUAACUGCAACUUUCUGUAUAUCAAUUUUUUGGGUGAGUCUCACAAAGGAAUGCCCUGGUCAUAUUUCACCCCAAAAUGAAAUUGACAAUAUUGAUGGUUCUAAAAAUAAUCUUCAUUUUCAUUGACUGUCAUCUAAUUUCCACUUGUAAUAGAAGAUAACUCCUCCCAAAUGUAUUAGUGUCUCUGACCACAUCAUAAUGCAUCUGUGAUGUCUUGCACUGCUCCGGCUUUAACCAGUUCCCUCAGUAAGACUGUCUCAGCACUGACAUCAUGGACAACCUGUGUCAUCAUAGCGUCCAUGCGGAGAGACUCGUAGUAUUGCAGCAGGGCUCCAGGGUGCUGCAGGUCAUAUCCAAAUCCAGCCAGACUCACCUCAUCACACACCUGCAGGGCCAGAACUACCGCCCUUAUGCCCAGGGUUGGCACCAUCAAACAAAAACAACACGUUGUUAAGGACAUAAGACUGAGGCCUACU
Molecule: messenger RNA, 3652 nt
Organism: Xyrauchen texanus (razorback sucker)
Lineage: Eukaryota; Metazoa; Chordata; Actinopteri; Cypriniformes; Catostomidae
Product: BLOC-3 complex member HPS1-like
Exons: 18
Coding region: 141-2162 (673 amino acids)
Biological process (GO): melanosome assembly; vesicle-mediated transport
Cellular component (GO): BLOC-3 complex
Molecular function (GO): guanyl-nucleotide exchange factor activity
Source: RefSeq, a predicted model, not a curated record